AUGGCCAACUCUUCACCACUUAGUUCUGUAGCCUUCUCAAUGCUUCUGAUUCUUGUGGCCUUCUGUUUGACUACACCAUAUUGCGUAACGGUUCGAGGAUUGUCAAUUAGAGAAGCCACAGUGCACGACCUCCAGCUAGCUUUCAAGCAAAACCAACUCACUUCGAGGGAACUUGUCAACUUCUACAUUGGAGAAAUUCGCAGACUCAAUCCGGUUGUCCAUGGGGUCAUAGAAAUCAACCCAGAUGCAUUGAUGCAAGCUUACAAGGCUGACAGAGAACGAGAGGCUAAUAAGCCUGGAUCACUUUGUGGGUUGCACGGAAUUCCAAUUCUACUCAAGGAUACCAUUGGGACUAAGGAUAAGUUGAAUACUACUGCUGGAUCAUUCGCAUUGCUCGGGUCUAUCGUGCCUCGUGAUGCAGGUAUAGUGAAGAGACUAAGGAAGGCUGGAGCUAUCAUACUAGGAAAGGCCAGCUUGAGUGAAUGGGCUGAUUUUAGGUCCCUCACUGCUCCAGCUGGUUUGAGCGCUAGAGGUGGUCAAGGAAAGAAUCCAUAUGUUUUAUCGGCAUCACCCUGUGGAUCCAGCAGUGGACCUUCCAUAUCAGUUGCAGCAAACAUAGCAGCAGUCUCAAUAGGAACCGAGACCGACGGUUCUAUCCUCUGUCCAGCUAGUUUCAACUCAGUUGUUGGCAUCAAACCGACGGUCGGCCUCACUAGUAGAGCAGGUGUCAUUCCAGUCUCCCCAAGACAAGACACUAUUGGACCAAUUGGCAGGACAGUGACAGAUGCUGUGAUAGUUCUUGACACCAUUGUAGGAUUUGAUUAUAAUGAUGCAGCCACUAGAACAGCCUCUAAGUACAUUCCAUAUGGUGGCUACAAACAAUUCCUCAAUCCAAAUGGGUUAAAAGGGAAGAGAUUAGGAAUUGUGAGGAACCCCUUUUUCAGCUUCUUCAAUGAUUCAACCAUCACACAAGCUUUUGACGAUCAUUUCAACACUCUAAAGCAAGGUGGUGCUAUUUUGAUAGACAAUCUAGAGAUAGCAAAUAUAGAUAUCAUCUUAAACGUAACAGCAAGUGGAGAAGCAGCAGCAUUGCUUGCUGAAUUCAAACAAUCGUUAAAUGGGUACCUGAAAGAGCUCGUGGUUUCCCCUGUUCGAAGUUUAGCUGACAUAAUCGCCUUCAAUAACGCAAAUGCAGAUCAGGAACUUCUCAACGUUUUUGGCCAGGAGAUCUUUCUGGCGGCCGAAGCCACAAAUGGGAUCGGCGACGUGCAGAAGGCGGCUCUUUUGAACUUGGGGAAGCUAACAGAAGAUGGGUUUGAGAAAUUAGUGAAGGACAAUCAAUUGGAUGCGGUGGUGACUCCAGGUUCCGGCAUAGCUACAGUGCUCGCAAUUGGGGGUUUUCCGGGGAUCAAUGUUCCGGCGGGAUACGACGGCGGAGGAGUUCCAUUUGGGAUUAACUUCGGAGGGUUGAAGGGAUCAGAGGCGAAGCUGAUUGAAGUUGCUUACGGGUUUGAGCAAGCCACUCAGAUCAGAAAGCCACCUUCCUUCAAACCUUGA
Cucumis melo (muskmelon) is the source of this 1557-nucleotide messenger RNA. Its product is annotated as probable amidase At4g34880. The record is from RefSeq and is a predicted model, not a curated record. The transcript is spliced from 5 exons. Bases 1 to 1557 code for a protein of 518 amino acids. Lineage: Eukaryota; Viridiplantae; Streptophyta; Magnoliopsida; Cucurbitales; Cucurbitaceae.